Messenger RNA from Indicator indicator, 3839 nucleotides. It is a transcript of the gene ZNF280D, whose product is annotated as zinc finger protein 280D. The record is from RefSeq and is a predicted model, not a curated record. NCBI's taxonomy places the organism in Eukaryota, Metazoa, Chordata, Aves, Piciformes, Indicatoridae. Gene Ontology annotation, biological process: regulation of DNA-templated transcription. Gene Ontology annotation, molecular function: RNA polymerase II cis-regulatory region sequence-specific DNA binding; DNA-binding transcription factor activity, RNA polymerase II-specific. The transcript is spliced from 16 exons. The coding region runs from base 7 to 2805 and encodes 932 amino acids.
GUCAAGAUGGCAGAACUAUUUAUGGAAUGUGAAGAAGAGGAGCUAGAACCAUGGCAAAAGAGAGUGAAAGAAGUGGAGGAGGAUGAUGAUGAUGAUGAGCCAAUCUUUGUUGGGGAAAUCUCAAGCUCGAAGCCAACUAGUACAUAUAUAUUGAACAGAGUCAACCUCAGCUCAUCACGAAGGGGGAUACAGAAUGGUGCACCCAGUAGAGGUACAGUUACUGCAUUCAAGCCUGACAGUUAUGCAACACCUGCCUCCAGCCCUGGUGCCAUGCCUCUUCCGUCAGUCUUUCAGACCGUACCCAGAACUACAACUAUCUCUGUAGCACUCCAGCCAUUGUCUAUACCAGUGAAUAUUUCAGGAACUACACAAACACUGCAGAUACCAGUUGCUGGAUGUUUAUCAACAGAGCAGAUGCCUGGGUCAAGCUCUGGAAUAUCACAGCCUGCUAGCAGACCUGCAGCCAUUGCGGUGACAACGCAGUCAGUAUCAAGAAAUAUCACGGUUCCUAUAGUGGCUCAGCCCAUAUCCAGCACUGUAACAACAGAGCCUGUAAUACUCAACCAGGAUUUUAUUAUGGAUUUGCCACCAGAUGCACCAGAUAACGCAUCUGGUAUGCUGUUUGGUGUGAGACACAGCUCAGGAGUUCCACAGUACCAGACUGAGCCAGCAGUGAAUGUAACAGAUGCAAAUGCUGUAUCAAAUACGAUUAAAAAUGGAGGACCUUUUCCACGAGCUUGUCCGAAGUGCAAUAUUCAUUUCAAUCUUAUGGAUCCUCUAAAAAAUCAUAUGAAGUAUUGUUGUCCAGAAAUGGUAGAUAACUUUUUCCUGGAAGUGGCCAAAACAGAAUGUUCGAGGACAACAAACCAGGUGGCUGAUUUUGAGAAAGGAAAAUUGAUUAUGUUAGUUAACGACUUCUAUUAUGGGAAACAUGAAGGUGACACUCAGCAGGUUCAACAGGAGCAGAAGACUCAUACGACAUUUAAGUGCUUCAGUUGUCAGAAAGUUCUUAAAAAUAACAUAAGGUUUAUGAAUCACAUGAAACAUCACUUGGAGCUUGAGAAGCAGAGCAGUGAAAGUUGGGAAAGCCACACCACCUGCCAGCACUGUUACCGUCAGUUUCCCACCCCGUUCCAGCUGCAGUGCCACAUUGAAAGCACACACACGCUUUAUGAGUCAUCUACAAUUUGUAAGAUCUGUGAAUUAUCCUUUGAAUCAGAGCAAGUUCUUUUGCAACAUAUGAAGGACAAUCAUAAGCCAGGUGAAAUGCCGUAUGUUUGCCAGGUAUGCAACUACAGGUCCUCAGCUUUUUCAGAUGUAGAAACACAUUUUAGAACAGUUCAUGAAAACACAAAACAUUUGUUGUGCCCAUUUUGCCUCAAAGUAAUUAAAAUUGGAGCACCAUAUAUGCAUCAUUAUAUGAAGCAUCAGAAAAAAGGAAUAUACCGUUGCACCAAAUGCAGACUGCAAUUUUUGACCUGUAAAGAAAAAAUGGAUCACAAGACUCAGCAUCACCGAACAUUUAGGAAACCCAAACAGUUAGAAGGACUGCCGCCUGGAACAAAGGUGACAAUUCGAGCAUCUCUUGGAUCUCUUCAGUCAGGAUCAUCAGCUAUAUCUUCUGUUAGUACAAGCAGUUCCACGUUUCAGUUAUCACCUAAAGCUAAAAAUACAACCACUAAAAAUCAUAACAGAUCUAAUACAAAUAAGUCAAAAGCAAAAUCAAAAACAGCUACAUCAAAGAAGCAAAAUACAUGGACCAACAGCAAAAAAAAAAAAGUUACAAAUACAGCAUUGUACAAUUUAAGGUACCAUUUGGGAGCUCACAAAUGCAUUGAGUGUUACUCAGAAAUAAAAGAUUUUGCAAGCCAUUUUCCUGCUUAUGUCCAUUGUAGCUUGUGCAGGUAUAACACUAGCUGUAGCAAAGCCUAUGUGAAUCACAUGAUGAGUUUUCACAGUGCUCGUCCAAGUAAAAGAUUUUGGAUCUAUAAGAAGCAUUCAGAAGAGCUACGAGGUUUGACUGUAGUGUGUCUUAACUGUGACUUCCUUACUGAUGUUUCUGGCUUAGAUAGCAUGGCCACACAUUUGAGUGAAAGCUACUCUCAUACUUGUCAAGUUAUUCUAGAGAAAGUUUCUGUAGAUACCCCAACUGCUGAACAAGUAUCUGACGAACAGGAGCAGAACUCUCCAGAUGAAACAGAAGAAUGCAAUAGAAGUCAAACUACAAAAUUUGCAUCAGUUGAAAAGAAUGAAGAAAACUCAUCACUGUCAAAUACAGAAAAUGUUCCUAGUUUGGAACUUCCUGACAGCAGCUCAAAGAAUUCUUUGCAUGAGAAAGGAGCAUGUUGUGAUUCAGAUAAUAACAAACAAUUAGUAGAGGAGAAAGAGAAAUGUAUUCGUGAUGAAAGCGUGUUGAAAACUUGCCAAAGUUCAGAUAACAUUAUCUUAAAUGAGCAGACUAAAGUACAUAGCUUGGAUGAAACUUCACUUUCAGCCAAGAAAGCAAGGGACUUAAAACUUACAUUGGGCGAAGAUGUUAGUUUUGAGCAGUUCUUGAGAAAACGAGAUGAGCCUGAAUCCAUUAGCUCAGACAUGAGUGAACAAGGCAGUAUUCAUUUGGAGCCUUUGACUCCAUCAGAGGUACUAGAACAUGAAGCUACUGAAAUUCUUCAAAAAGGUAAUGUUGCACCUUCUUCGAAGAAAGCUGGACAGGUCUCUGAACAAACAGAUGAGACUUCUGAGGAAAGCAGCCCUGACAGAAUGGAAACAACUGUAAACAAGACAGAUGAAAAUGAAGCAAGCUGAAAUUAAUUUAAUUUUGUUAUUUGUUAUAAACAAUGGUAGCAGCAGCGUGGACCAUUCCUGAUGAGUGUGCUCAUUGAUGCUAAUUAUUAAAAAUAGAGUGGAGAGGAAAGGGAGGAGGGCAAGACAGUAAUAGGAAGUUUUGCAUAUCAAGAUAGCUUGUAUGUGUGUCUACAACUGAUUAAAUUUACAAGUGAACACUUAGAAGUAUAUCCUGCCUCUCAGAUGUGAUAUAUAUCUUAUCAGAUUGACAUUUGAAAGGAGGAAUAAAUUCUAAUUUUUAUAGCUAACUAGCUGGGGAUAAGGUGAUUUGUUUGCCAAGAAAAUAUUUUUUUAAAUCCUUCAGUGUGAAUAUUAUUCAACAGUGGAACUCAGUGUGAAAUCACAGCUUUUGCUGAAAGGGAGCACACUUGUAAUGAUGGUUAUUGGUCUGCUGAUAAUUUGAGUAAACAAACUUUUCGAGUUGGUGUCACAUUCCUGUCUGUAAAAGCAUGUAAACAGAAUUAUAUGAAUCUAUGCACCUCUGUACAGGUGUAAUCCUGCUGGACUGCAAGCUUACCUUAAUAAACUUUCAGUGAAAGUGGAAUUAUUACAAUAAAAAUGUAUAUUUGUGGGGUUUUCAGUGUGCAGGCUGUGCAGAAAUACCGAACAUAAUUGUAUGAAGUAGAAGAUACUGCUGAAAGUACUGUAACUGUUAGGCUUUUAACGUUGUUUUAAUUAUUCUUAGCUGUAGACCCAUAGGAAUGGUCUGUAAGUCACACCAAAGUACAGUUUAAUGUAAAAACUGUUUUAAGCAAACCCCCAAACUGGAAACACCAACUGGCAUCUGUUCUGCCAUUUUGCAGCUGCUACUGGCUAACUUACAAGAAGGACUCAAGGGCAUAUAAAGUAGAAUUGUACAGUUCAGUUUCAGGACUUUUUGUAGACUAAAUUGUGUACAGAAAAGUGGCUGCUGGUUUUGGUUUGGGUUUUUGGGUUUUUUUCUUUGUUUCUUUUUUGUCUUCUAGUUAGCUAGAUACAGGAAUGCAUAGGAUUAA